This is a messenger RNA of Phlebotomus argentipes, 2512 nucleotides long. RefSeq lists its product as uncharacterized. Lineage: Eukaryota; Metazoa; Arthropoda; Insecta; Diptera; Psychodidae. The record is from RefSeq and is a predicted model, not a curated record. The transcript has 3 exons. The coding region runs from base 1 to 2241 and encodes 746 amino acids.
AUGAUUUCAGCAUGUCAUAUGAUAUACGAUUGUUGGGCCAUUGUUGCAAAACAACCAAUUCACGAUCCACCAAGUGUUGUGCACCAUUUCAAUGUGACGAUCGGUCUCUCAGUGAUCCUGUGGUGUACCUUGCUCGGCGGCCUUGUCGAGGGAGUGGUAAAUGACAAGGCUCAACGACGGGACGCCCCGCUUCUGGACUCCUACGCUCCGACGCCCUCUGGUGGAGAAUCCCUCGGCCUCCCAGUUCCCGUUUACGGCGUCCCAGACGCUCCCGCUAUUAAGUAUCCCGCGCCCCCGCCCGACAUUCCCCCACCGCCGCCAUCCCAGCAGUACGGCGUCCCAAUCCUCAAGUACGGCCCGCCCAAGGUGCAGGUGGAGUACGGUCCGCCGAUUCCCGCCUUCAAGCCCGUCCACCAUCACAAGCCCCACUUCCACACGGCUCCGCAACAGGAGUUCUCCUUCUUCGACCAGCUAAAAUCCUCGUUGGGCUUCUCAUCCGCCAAGCCCGUGUACGGUCCGCCGCCGCACAAGCCCCACUUCCCCAAAUCCUCCUACGGACCGCCAUCCUUCAGCCACGGCAGCUCCCACGGUGGAUCUCACGGUGGCUCUCACGGUGGCUCUCACGGCAACUCCUACCAGUUCCUCACGCCUCCGGCGCUAGGAUUCGGCCCGAAACCCUCUAAUUCCUAUGGUCCACCAUCCCUGGCCAGACCCUCCUUCGGCGGCCACCACCACGGCAGCAGCUCCUUGCCGCCGACUCCCCCGGAAAUCCGCUGCGACGGGUGGAAGCCCAUCCCCGGUCCCGCCAUCCAGCCCGAAACCUCCUAUGGUCCCCCAGCCAGCGGGAUCCCGCACUCCGCCCCAGCGGAGCCUCAUCACGACAAUCACGUGCACGAAGAGAUCGGCGGCCUUGAGCUGCCGCACGCUGAGCCCUCGGUUCAAUUCCACGGCGACUUGAACGGAUUUGGACUCGGCGGAGCUGACGUCAACGUGAUCAAGAGCAAUUCAUUUGAGCUUUCCAACAACCACAUCGGAGAUAGCUACGGACCACCGCCGCCAGUGUCUAUCUCGACAUCUUACGGACCUCCGGGGCAUCACGGAGCACCUCUGGCAAUCAAUCACGGCUCGUUCGGACACGGAUCUCACGGGGGCCACCAGAUCUCAACCUCUUACGGGCCCCCUUCGUUCUCCUUCCCCAAGCCCGUGUACAAGGUGCCACCGGUGGGUCUGAUGCCGCCCAGUGGCGUUUACGGCGUCCCGCCGGGCGGCACUUACGCCGGUCUGGCCAUCCAGCACGGCACUGUGAGUGGGAAUCUCAAGCCUUGGCCUGUGCCCGGAUCUGCGCCCAAGCGACCCAUUCCAUUCCGCGCCCCGGUUCCGCAGGGUCUGCUCGAGUCCAUUGGACACAAUGUGCAGCACUUGGACGCGUUCGGCGUGAAGCAGCACCACGGCGGCGGAGUCUACUUGCCGCCGCCGAGUGAGAUUCCUCCACCGCCGCACGGCUUGCACGCGCUGCCUUUGGAGAACUCCCAGAGACCUUUCCUGAGCCAGCACAACAUUGGAUACUCACACGAGGGUCGCGGUGGCGGUCACGAUUGCGGCCACGGACCGCAGGUGUUGCAAGACAGCUACGGACCACCGCCAUCGGGAACAGUUCAGCCUACAGCUGAGGAAGCUCACGGACUCGGCUUCGAUGUGCACGCCGGAGGAGUGGGCGACGUUCCGGUGGGACAUCAACCUCAUGCCGUCUAUGGCGUGCCAGAUUUUGGAUCAGGCUUCCACACAGGAGGCGCGGAUUCACUGGCGUACGACACAGAAGUCAGGACAGCCUCAAUUCCGGCCACACAGUCCAGCGCUGAAGCUGCAGAGGAGGAGAAGACCAAGGCUGAGGUGUCAGGAUUGACGGGAUUGGACGUGAUCUCAGCACAGAAGUCGCAAAGCAUAACCAUCCCGGUGCAGGGCAGCUUGGGAACGUACCAACUGCAGUUCCAGUCCGCCGAUCCACUGUCCGGCGGCGAUGGCAACACAAUCGACGGCGCUCCGCAUCAGCAAUUGCUGUCCCAGGGAUUGCUGCAGUCCAUCCUGUCGGCCAUCGAGCAGCCCCAUGAGCAAAAUCAGCAAGUCACCGAGGACGUGCACAGUGAUCACGACGAUGUUGCGGUGUUCGUGAAGAGUCCAGAGGGUCAGGAGGCUCUGGCUGAGCCCACGCAAUCCACGCACACGCAUCCGGAAUCGCGAUAACUGCGCGCACGCGGCGCAUCACCUUCCUAAAGAGACUCUUAGUGUGUGUUAAGUAAAUUAUUAAGGGGGUAUAGAGAGACCACAGAAGAACCGUUCCACACUCUAGUGCUGCCAUAUUACGUCCUCAGACACCGCAUCGUGGGAGGGAAGACAGGGGUUGACCGCGGUUCUGGCAAUUUAUGGGGUUGCGACACUGCUUCGCUCGCGGGAUAAUUUCUGGCUGGGAAUCACUCUGAAAUGACUGCUUUUCAUUUUUUUGUGUAGUUAAUGG